Molecule: messenger RNA, 1853 nt
Organism: Betta splendens (Siamese fighting fish)
Lineage: Eukaryota; Metazoa; Chordata; Actinopteri; Anabantiformes; Osphronemidae
Exons: 12
Coding region: 56-1300 (414 amino acids)
Source: RefSeq, a predicted model, not a curated record
AAUUCUGUAUACUUUCCCUUUGUAGUAAAUAUUCAAAACCUGUCAUAAGCCCAUCAUGUCGGAUGGAAUCAUGGCCCAAUCAGACAGAACUGUUUUUUCUACAUCUGAACAGGAGGCGUGUUCGUUUUCAUCAGCUCAGCCGCAGAGCAGCCACAAAGGCAAAUACCUGUUCACAGGGAGCAUCUGGUCCAUGAUGGCGCGACUGUGGGCUGCUCUGCUUCUAUCGAGCCUCGUGGCUGAGGUGUCGUCUUCAGGGGAGGAACCAGCCUCGUCCUGCACAUCUGGCUGGAGCCUGUUUGGAGACAGAUGCUUUGCCUUUUUUCCUGUGUGGAGCUCCUGGAGCGACGCAAAUUCGUUGUGCGCUCAGACGCAGAGUGAGCUUGUGUCUCUGAACACACGGGAGGAGCUUCGGUUUCUGCAUCAGCUGGCGAACACGAGCGCUCCUGUGUGGCUGGGACACCGAGCACAGAACGGGUCCUGCAGCGACGGGGCGCCGCUCAGCUCGGCUGCACGGACCGGUCACGCGCUGGAGCGAGCCUGCGUGGAGCUGGAACCAAGUGGAGAGCUGCACAGCGCCCCCUGUGGACAGCUCAGGUUCUACAUCUGCUCCACCAGCUGUUGCACCUCCGUCCUCCCCAGCAGGAAACCAGUCGAUCCAGAGCUUGUUCCCGGUGUGAGUUUGUUUGACACUGUGUGGAGUAAGAGCGACCUGCUGGUGGAGGAGAUUCUCCACUCAUCCUCCUUCCUCGGAGCUCUGGCUUCAGGUCGCCUGACAGAGCAGUGUUACACCCGCUUCCUCCAGCAGGAGGCGCUGUACCUGCGCAGAGUCAGCAUCACGCUGCAGACCCUGACUGCUCGUCUGCAGGAAGACGACGGCAUGAGGGCACUUCUGCUGGACACACUUCAACACUACAGGAGCAGAGUGGAGAGCUCUGACGCACCCCCCCCCCCAGAGUGGCUCCACCUGCCCCUGCAGGCCUUUCAUUCUGUGGUGUUAGAGGAUCCCGUCUACUGGCUGGUGGCGCUAUCGGCUCGAGCCUCGCUCCGUGAAUUCCUGGCUGGGGAACUGCUCCCUGAGCGGGUCCGACCUGAGCCUCAGGCUGUGAACCGGACCCUGUACCAGACGUGGAGCAGAGACGGCCUGCUCGAGGCCGCGUGGACGCAGAGGUACAGAGCCAUGAUUGAGGAACACCAGAACCAGAUGGACGUGUUUAAAGCCAUUAACAUCUUCAGAGCACACAUGAUGGGCCAGAAGAGCUUCUACAAGUCUGUCGUCUGUGAUGUUGAGGAUGAAGGGUGAGGAAGAGGAAGGACCAGGUCAAGUGACUCCACCACAGAACUUCAUAGGUGUCAUUUGCUUUACCUGACUGAAACUGUGCCAUUCAGAUGGUGAUGGGCUCAGUUCAUGACAAGCUACAAAGCAGCAUAAAGAUGAAAAGUAGGAUUUGAAGUCAUUUUGAUUUGGAUUAGUGAAUUUUAUAUUGCAGAAUGUUUAAUUGUUUGCUAGCUGAGGACAUAAGGGUUCCAGUUAUUGGACCUCUGACUAACUUUUCCACUGUCGUUCAGUCUGAGCUGCAUGCAGUGUUUCUGCACACAAUCUGCAUACUGCUUCCUGCUUAGAUAACAAAGGUUCAGGUUCCACUUCUGGAUGUGUUGGUCACCUGCUUAAAAAGGUUUCCCAAACUUCCCUUUAUCCCAUUUGAAUAUGUAUCAGUGUAGCAUGACGGCUUCUCAUGCAAGAAACCUGAGGCCUUGAAGUUUAAACCGCGCCGGCAACAACCGCUUCAUUAAAACCCUCAAGGCAAUUAACAAAAACUGAAUUUUGGUUUAUUGCAUUAAAAAAGACUCUUCAA